GCUUGGUGCUAGGGUGACGGCUCUCGGUCGCUGUGUGCAGUAAAUGUUUUGCAUAAAGGGGACCUUUCUGUUACUGGUGGGUGUCGCUCAGUCACGGCUCAUAAAGCAGCGUGUGGACUGGAGGCGCAUCUGAAGCUUUCUGCUGGCGUGUUCAGCACCUGAGCCCUGGACAGCUCCUCAGCCCGCACAGAGUGGAGCUCAGUAAGGGCAGCUCUGCAACUGGAACAUUCAUUAUUAUUCCCAUGUACUUUACAGACUGUCACUGUGAAGAGGAAUUAAGGAUGACCUGUAUGACCAGAGGAUGAAUACUUGUCCAUAAAGGAACGAAGUAAUUAUCAUGAUAUAUCUCAGAAAGACACCAAAAGAAAAUCCCUGGUAAUAGACUAUUACGGAUGAACACCAUGCAGCUGCAUCAGACCCUGGGGGACAUUUUCUCUUGGAAUGUCUCCCUGUUCGGGUACCUGUCCCCCGGUAAUGAUAGUGUCUGGCAGUCUACUCCUUUCUCCAGCAGCGUCCUCUACUCUGCACACGAGCCGGGAACUAUUGUCUUGGUGGUCAUGUAUUCUGCCUCAUUCCUGGCAGGUUUAGUAGGUAACAUUAUGGCUUUGCGAGUGCUGGGAACUCGGAGGAGGAGAAGGUGUCGCCUAUCUGGGGUGUCGGGGACCAGGGAUCUUCUUGUCAACUUAGCUGUAUGCGACAUGAUGGUUAUUUGCAUUUGCAUGCCUAUCAAUCUUGGCCACCAAGUGCACAACGCCUGGGUGUUUGGGGACUCUCUGUGCAGGGCAGUCCCAUUUAUCCAGGCGGUGUCAGUAUCUGCCAGUGUCCUCACCUUGGCUGUGAUCAGCCUGAACAGGUAUUACAGCGUGCACAGCCCCCUACACGCCAGGACUUUCUUUACUAGCAGAAGACUAGGGAUCAUGAUAACUUUGGUGUGGCUCAUCGCCUCUGGCCUCUGUAUACCUUUGCUGUUUAUGAACAGGACCCAGAACUUAGUCCUUUUCCCUGGGCAAUUGGCAGUUGUAGUGUGUACAGAGAGUUGGCCCAGUCUACACCUGAAACUCAUAUACAACUUCCUGUUGUUUUGUGCACUUUAUGUUUUACCCGUUUUAUUCAACUUCCUUAUCUGCUUCCUCACAAGUCGCCGCCUAUGGGGGGCAGGUGACACUGUGCUGGACAAUAAUAGCUGGGCCAUGCCUGAAUCUAGGCUCAAAGCCAGGAGGAAAAUAGCCAAGAUGGUGGUAGCACUGGUGCUCCUGUUCACUUUGUCCUGGCUGCCUCUCUAUGUAGUGGAUAUUUGGAUUGACAUCAAUAUGUCCUAUGGGGAAUCUGAAGAAUUCUUGGGGUACCUCCAACAUGACUGGAUUCUCCAGGUGAGACCUUUUGCCCAGUGGCUUGGCCUCACCAACUCAACACUAAAUCCUCUAUGUUAUUGCUUUGUUGGCAACCUGUAUAGAUCAGCCAAACGCUUUAGGAAUAGCUACAGAGAGAGGUUUGUUUCUAUAUUUAGUAUGUCCCUGAACCACGCCCCGGGAGACAACGCUGUGCCUCAGUUAUUGCACUACAGCGCUGCCAGGAAACAUAUGGAACCUCAUUACAAGAGAGGCAAAUGUCACACAACGUUUCGACCUCUCACCGCUAGCACAAGUGCUUCCAUACCUGAAGUAGUUAAGGGGAGCCCUGGUGUGAGUAUGGCUGCACCUGUCUGAUGUCACAAAAAAUAAUUGCGUUAUUGCAGCAACACAGGCACGUACUAAUGUGAGGAUGCGCACAUUCCGCUGUGUGUAUGUGCUGGCUUGUACUAAUCAGGCAAACAUUGAUUAAUAUGUCGUGUGUGAUAUUAAACUAUCCUGGAUUUUAUUGAUUAUAACGUCAUCUCGCAUAUGUGCUAAUUAAACAACUCACAUAAUUUCUGAGUGAAGUAACUAUCAGAAUGCUACUGCAUAAAUUAGUUGUAGGAUAUAAAUGAGUCGCUAUUAAAAAAGAAAUAAAUAAAUGUCCACGUUUCUCUGGCACUGGCAACAUGUAACAAAUAAACAGGCACUAUUCCAA
Pseudophryne corroboree (corroboree frog) is the source of this 2049-nucleotide messenger RNA. Its product is annotated as QRFP-like peptide receptor. Gene Ontology annotation, cellular component: plasma membrane. Bases 393 to 1706 code for a protein of 437 amino acids. Gene Ontology annotation, biological process: cellular response to hormone stimulus; G protein-coupled receptor signaling pathway. The transcript has a single exon. NCBI's taxonomy places the organism in Eukaryota, Metazoa, Chordata, Amphibia, Anura, Myobatrachidae. The record is from RefSeq and is a predicted model, not a curated record. Gene Ontology annotation, molecular function: peptide binding; G protein-coupled receptor activity.